AUGGAACAGGGCGUGAACGAGUUUGGUGUUGAACAUAUCAUCAUAGAUAAUCUGCAAUUUCUUCUCGGCACGUCCGGAAAUGUUUAUGAGGAACGAUUCCAACGCCAAGAUCGAUUUGUACAGAAAUUGCGUUCAUUUGCCUCAUACAAACGUGCUCAUCUCACCAUUGUGGUGCAUCCACGAAAGGAAGAUUUUGAUCGACACCUUUCGAUAUCUAGUCUAUAUGGGGGUGGUAAAAUCGCGCAAGAGGCGGACAAUAUUCUCCUCCUCCAGACGGAAAACAAUACGGCUUAUCCGAAAAAAUUCCUCCAGCUGUCCGAUGCGCUGCCAGGUGUCAGGUGCGGCAGUAAGGAUGAGAAAGAGAAAGCGGAUGAGGCAUCUUGGCUCACUAAAUUCCAUGUGUAUGUGUUUGCGGUCGAAGAGCUCUUGAAUAAAUAA
Echinostoma caproni is the source of this 438-nucleotide messenger RNA. Lineage: Eukaryota; Metazoa; Platyhelminthes; Trematoda; Plagiorchiida; Echinostomatidae. The record is from the annotation of a GenBank genome assembly.